Dipodomys spectabilis (banner-tailed kangaroo rat) is the source of this 5697-nucleotide messenger RNA. Its product is annotated as ATP-binding cassette sub-family A member 17-like. Gene Ontology annotation, biological process: lipid transport; transmembrane transport. Gene Ontology annotation, cellular component: membrane; intracellular membrane-bounded organelle. The coding region runs from base 10 to 5697 and encodes 1895 amino acids. The transcript is spliced from 32 exons. The record is from RefSeq and is a predicted model, not a curated record. Lineage: Eukaryota; Metazoa; Chordata; Mammalia; Rodentia; Heteromyidae. Gene Ontology annotation, molecular function: ATP hydrolysis activity; ATP binding; lipid carrier activity.
GCUGGAAAAAUGACAGUGUCCAGGAAGUUAAAGCUUCUUCUCUGGAAAAAUUUUAUAUUAAAGAAGCGGAAGACUUUCAUAACAGUCCUUGAAAUCUUGAUGCCAUUACUCUUUUCUGCACUUGUGUUGUAUCUACGUUUCAGCAGUAUACCAAAAACAAAACCUCCUACUAGCUACCACCCAAUUGAUGUCAGUUCACUGCCAGAAUUCUUCUAUAACUAUCCAUUGAAAACUAAAUUUCAACUAGUUUAUAUUCCUUCCAGAAGUGAAACUUUGAAAGCUCUCACUGAAAUAGUGGAACAAACCUUUGAUGUUGAGUUCGAAGUUCUAGGAUUUUCUUCAGAGUCCUUGUUUGAAAGUUAUAUACUUAAGGAUCCCAAAGCUUUCUACACAUUGGUGGGAAUUGUUUUUGGCCAUAAUUUCAGUGACAGCAAUGAACCUUUGCCACUUUCGGUUGAAUACAGCUUGCGCUUUAGUUACAUUCAGAGGAACCUUUUAUCUUUGAAGCAUGUGUAUUUUCAAGCUGACUUAGAAGGCUGGUGCACAUCCUUUCUUUAUCCUCCUAACCCAAGCCAAGAACCCCGGGAAAUUGUAUAUGCUGAUGGAGGAACUCCUGGCUACCAUAAAGAAGGCUUCUUGGCCAUUCAGCAUGCUGUGGAUAAAGCCAUCAUGUGGCACCAUGCUCACAAUGCAACGGUCAACUUGUUUGAGAGUCUCAGUGUACUAUUGCAGAGGUUCCCAUAUGGACCUCAUGUCCAGGACAAGUUCUUCAUGGUGCUUCAGAAUGAGUUCCCUCUGCUCCUCAUUCUUAGCUUCAUUUGCAUCGAGCUCAUUAUCAUUAAUUCCAUUACACUGGAAAAGGAGAGAAAACUUAAGGACUAUAUGUGUAUGAUGGGAUUGGACAGCUGGCUACACUGGGUUGCUUGGUUCAUCAUGUUCUUUAUUUCUGUCCUCAUUGCUGUUUCUGUUAUGACCGUUCUCUUCUGCACAGAGAUGAACAACAUGGCUGUGUUCAAGAACAGCGACCCUAGUUUGAUAUUUGUUUUUCUAACAUGUUUUGCCAUUGCCACAAUUUUCUUCGCAUUCAUGAUAAGCACGUUCUUUGAAAAAGCCCACGUUGGAACUGCUAUAGGAGGAAUCAUCUUCUUCUUUACCUACCUCCCCUACCUGUACCUCACUUUUAGCUACCAUCAGAGGAGCUAUGGCCAGAAGAUCAGCUUUUGUCUCUUCUCAAAUGUUGCCAUGGCAAUGGGAAUCCGAUUCAUCUCUAUGUUUGAGGCAGAAGGCACAGGUAUACAGUGGUGGAACAUAGGCAGUAUCACGGGAGAGUUCAGCUUCACUCAAGUGCUGCUGAUGCUACUCUUGGACUCACUCUUGUACUGUCUGAUAGCCUGGUACAUGGAGAACAUUUUCCCAGGGAACUUUCAGACCCCCAAGUCCUGGUACUUCUUUGCUUUGCCCUCCUACUGGCUUGGGAACCAUAUUCCAGUGACAAGGCCACUGCUGCACAUGGAAGAUUCUGAGAAAACUAGGGGAAGUCAGUUCAUGCAGGAAGAGCCAACUGAUCUGAUAAGAGGGAUUGAAAUCCAUCAUCUGUACAAGGUGUUUCACAGAGGAAGGAAUAAAUACAUAGCAGUCAGAGAUCUGAACAUGAAUCUGUACAGGGGGCAGAUCACCGUGUUGCUGGGACACAACGGAGCUGGAAAAUCCACUACCUGCUCCAUGCUCACAGGCCUUACUGUCCCUUCAAGUGGACAAGCAUAUAUCAAUGGAUAUGACAUUUCAACCGACAUGGUUCAAAUUCGGAAGAGCAUGGGCUGGUGUCCCCAGAAAGAUAUCUUAUUUGAAAACUUUACAGUAGCAGAACAGCUUUCUUUCUAUGCUCAGCUGAAAGGCCUGUCACCUAAGAGGUGUUCUGAAGAAGUGAAGCACAUGCUAUACACUCUCAGUAUGGAGGACAAGCGGAGUUCUCCAUGCAAGUACCUGAGUGGAGGAAUGAAGCGCAAGCUCUCCAUCGGCAUUGCCCUCAUAGCGGGUUCCAAGUUGUUGAUUCUGGACGAGCCCACCUCGGGCAUGGACGCCAUCUCCAGGAGGGCCAUCUGGGACCUUCUUCAGCAGCAGAAGAGUGACCGCACCAUCCUGCUGACCACACACUUCAUGGACGAGGCUGACCUGCUGGGGGACCGCAUCGCCAUCAUGGCAGAUGGGGAGCUGCAGUGCUGUGGGUCGUCUCUGUUCCUCAAGCAGAAAUAUGGUGCAGGCUACUAUAUGACUUUACUGAAAACACCUUUCUGUGACACACAGAAGCUCUGUCGUCUUAUCUAUCAUCACAUACCAAAUGCAGUUUUGGAGUCUGAUGUUGCAGAAGAAUUAAUAUUUAUACUUCCUAAAGAGAGCACACACAGGUUUGAAUCUCUAUUUGCUGACCUGGAACUGAACCAGUCAGAGCUGGCAAUCUCCAGCUUUGCAGCCUCUGUCACCACCAUGGAGGAAGUGUUCAUUAGGGUUUCUAUGUUGGCAAGCUGUAGUUCACGUAGCCUAACUAAGAAGCAACAUACUGUCCAACCUUACCCUCUCGUUAACAGAGUUCCUAUUGACAGAAUUAAACAUCUUCAUUCAAGGAUCUUCUCAAUAGAGUCUGGCCUGCCAAUCAAACUAAACACUGGUUUCAGUCUUCUCUGCCAACAAUUUUAUGCCAUGCUCCUGAAGAGGGUUACAUAUUCUUGGCGGAAUUGGAUGGUGAUGUUAUCUAUACAGAUCCUGGUGCCUCUGGUGAUCAUUGUAUUAACCCUCAUGUUCUUCAGCUUCCAAACAAAGAGCCUGGAGAGUGUUCCCUUGAAGUUGACUCUAAAAACAUAUGGUCGGACUAUUGUUCCAUUCUUUGUCUCUCAGAACUUCACCCUGGAUACUCAGCUUUCAAAUCACUUUGCAGAUAUGCUUGAGGCUGAGGGGCAGAUUCCUCUGCAGAUCCCAGAACCUAUAGAGGAGUUCCUGUUAAGAAAGGCAAAAGAGGAGCCCGAAAACUUCGACAGGCUUUAUGUGGUGGCAGCUUCCUUUGAAGUCAAAGACAAUGCCACCAUAGUUACUGCACUGUUCAAUAACCAAGCAUACCACUCCCCUGCCGUGGCUCUGGCUCUGGUGGACAAUCUGCUCUUCAGGUUGCUUUCUGGCGCUAGUGCUUCCAUUACCACAUCCAACUACCCUCAACCUCAGACGGAGGAGGAGCUCUCCGAAAGCCUCCUGUACCAGGGCGCUAAAGGAUAUUAUCUUAUUAUCAACUUGCUUUUUGGGAUAGCUUUUCUGUCUAGCUCUUUUUCCAUCUUGACAGUCAGAGAGAGACGCAUGAAGUCCAAACAGCUGCAGUUUGUGAGCGGUGUCUGCAUAACUGCUUUCUGGUUCUCUGCUCUGCUGUGGGACCUCAUCUCCUCCCUUAUCCCCACUCUACUGUUACUGGUGGUGUUUUUAUACUACAACGAAGAGGCUCUCACCCAGCAUGGGAACGCCCCAGCUGUGGUCUUGAUGCUGAUGCUCUACGCCUGGGCCAUCAUCCCCUUCGUCUACAUGAUCAGCUUCUCCUUUGACAAUGCUGGUAAUGCUUGCGUUAAACUUGUCAUAAUACUGACCUUUCUGAGCAUUGGCCCCACAGUGCUAGUCUUAGCCACCAGUGAACAAGGUCUGGGCUACACAGAAAUCUCUCAGUCCUUGGAUCAUGUAUUCCUAAUAUUUCCAGGGCACUGCCUAGGGAUGGCCUUUUCCAAUUUGUAUUACAACUUCGAACUAAAAAAAUUUUGCAGUGCCAAGAACCUAAGUGAUAUUGAGUGCAAUGAAGUUUCAGAAGGAUAUGUGGCACAAAAAAACAUCUAUGCCUGGGAGUCCCUCGGGACGGGAAAGUACUUGACAGCCCUGGCCAUCUUAGGACCUUUGCACAUUAUCCUGCUUUUCCUUGUUGAAACCAAUGUCUUCACGAAACUGAAAGCCAAGCUUUAUGACUUUUGCAGGAAGAAAGAUUUGGCAAUGGACCUCAAAGCAGAGUCUGAAUACCAAGAUGUAGAAGAAGAGGUGGAAGUCAUCAAGAAUUAUUUGGAAACAUUAUGCAAGACAAAUCCACUAGUUGUUAAAGAAGUGUCAAAGGUCUAUGAUGUAAAGGUUCCCCUGCUAGCUGUGAACAAAGUAUCCUUUACCGUUCAAGCUAAAGAAUGCUUUGGCCUUGUUGGCCUCAACGGAGCUGGAAAGACUUCCAUUUUCAAAAUUCUGACAGGACAGAUGCCCGCCACUUCUGGGGAUGCCUUUGUCAGGAGCCUCAACAUCAGCUCUGAACUAGGGAAGGUGCGGCAGUUGAUUGGUUACUGUCCUCAGUUUGAUGCCCUGCCAAACUUCAUGACAGGCCGAGAGACACUGGUUAUGUAUGCCCGGAUCCGAGGCAUCCCGGAAAGCCACAUCAAUAUCUGUGUGAACCAAAUUAUUGAUGACUUCAUCAUGCUGAUGUAUGCAGACAAGCUGAUAAAGACUUACAGCGGUGGCAACAAGCGAAAGCUGAGCAUUGGCAUCGCCCUCAUUGGAGAGCCUGCAGUCAUCUUCCUGGAUGAGCCGUCCACUGGCAUGGACCCACUGGCCAGACGCUUGCUGUGGGACACAGUGGCCCGGGCCCGGGAAUCUGGCAAGGCCAUUGUCAUCACCUCCCACAGCAUGGAGGAGUGUGAGGCGCUGUGCACCCGGCUGGCCAUCAUGGUGCAGGGCCAGUUCAAGUGUCUGGGCAGCCCACAGUACCUCAAGAACAAGUUUGGCAGCGGCUACUCCCUGCAGGCCAAGGUCCACAGCGAAGGGCAGCAGGAGGCUCUGGAGGAGUUCAAGGCGUUCGUGGACCUGACCUUCCCAGGCAGCGUCCUGGAAGAUGAGCACAAGGGCUUGGUCUGUUACCACUUACCUGGACACAACCUUUGCUGGUCAAAGGUGUUUGGGAGUCUGGAGAAAGCCAAGAGAAAGUACAAGUUGGAAGACUACUCCAUCAAUCAGGUCUCCCUGGAGGAUGUCUUCCUGAGUUUUACCAACCCUAUACAACCCACUCAAAGAAAAGACCAAGCGCAAGCAGACUCCUCCCUCUCACUGAGCCUGGAGGAGGGGGCCGGCCUGAGCUGUGCAGGGAAGAGUCGCACCUCCCAUGGACCAAGUUCUUCUAGUGGGGACCCCUGGGGCUCUCCUGCUCCCUGGGUUCCUCCUGCUGCAGCCUGCCGGGACCUGGACACCCAGCACCCACCUGUGUUCCCAGCACAGGCCAGGUACCCCGGGGGUUCAGAGAACACAGAGGAUGGGGGUGAGGGGACUAAGGCUGGCCACAUCGCGAAGAAGGGGGAGCCCGGGCUCAGCUCCCCUGCCGUCCCCAAAGACUGUCUCUUCCUUGGGCGGCGAGGACAGCGAGUGUGCCGGGCGGGAGGCGUUCCGCGGGAGCCCACGGAGACAGGCCCGGGCCUUCGUGCCAACGCCCGGCGUCUCGACACAGGGCCCGGUUCCCGGAAGCCGGCGGCAGGGCGGCAGGGCCCGGCCGGAGGCGGCCCGUCAGCCGUCCUCAGACGGGAGCUCGCCCGCGCUGGCUCGGAGGACCCGAAGCCCGGCACCGGUUUCACAGACAGCCCGCCGGCGCCAGCAGCGACCGAGCGGUACCGGGACCGACCCGGGCGGCCCGAGGCCGCGCUGGCCUAG